This is a messenger RNA of Folsomia candida, 2612 nucleotides long. It is a transcript of the gene und, whose product is annotated as methionine aminopeptidase 2. The transcript is spliced from 9 exons. The record is from RefSeq and is a predicted model, not a curated record. Gene Ontology annotation, molecular function: metalloaminopeptidase activity. NCBI's taxonomy places the organism in Eukaryota, Metazoa, Arthropoda, Collembola, Entomobryomorpha, Isotomidae. Gene Ontology annotation, biological process: proteolysis. The coding region runs from base 1287 to 2579 and encodes 430 amino acids.
UUCUUUUGAGAUUUUCUUCUGAGAGAGAAUUUUAUUCUAAUUUCAUUGAUAAUGAUUGGAGAUAUUUUUGUGAAUUAAAUUACUUACUGAAUUUUGUGGUGAAGCCUUCACCGUGAAUGUGGUGGUGGUGGCGGUGGUGAUUUGCUUAUCUUUGGUUUAGUGGAGGUUUCAGAGUGGAGUGAUUGAGAGAAGAAAUUUUACUGAAUGGACACGGGAGUUUUGGGAGAGAUUAAAUUUUAGAGUUGCUGCUGCUGGACUGAGCCACUGCCUGGAAAUUGACUAAAUAUACGAAAGAGUGAUAGAAUAUUAGACUACGAAUGGAGUCCCCCCUUGACAUACUAUCCCGAGCGGCCGGGAUGGUCGUGGUGAAUUCAACAAAGAGGAAAUUCGAAGAGGAUGAGGAAGAACAGCCGCUGGAUUUUAGCUGUAAGAAGUCGGCCUUGGAUAAUAAUGGGGUGGUUGCGGCGGCGACUAGUUUGAAGAGAAGAGAGGAGGAAGAUGGCUCACCACCUUAUCACACUAACCACCGCCCCUCCGUGAUAAUCCCCAGCACUGGAGGAGGUGGACCUUCUAACUCACCCAAUUUACCAACUACCCACCCCACCCCAUUGAAAAAGCGGCUCCUCUUAUCAUCCUCCUCCACAACGCACUCCCCAUCUCAUCACCACCGCCUCCCUCACAACAACCCACCUCACCACCACCACCGCCCCCGUCACUCCUCCACGUCCAGCACCUCCUCCACCGAACAAUCCACAACCACUUCCUCCUCCUCCACCACAAAGCACCGAAAACUGAUAAAACGGAAGCAAAUCUCAAAGCACAACGGUCCUAAAAAACAAAUCCAAGUGGAUAAAUCCCGUCGGGUCGUGGUGAUAAGCAAGGCGAUCGAUGGGGACGGGGUGGGGGGAGCGGUGGAGGAACACUUCAGGAGGAGUCUGGAGAAGUAUAGCAAAGAGGAGAAAAUCAAGGAGGAGGAGGAUGAAGAUCGUGGAGGGGAUGGUAGUGGAGAUAUCCUCAAGCCGUUGAGUGUUGACGACCACUUUGCCAAAGCCCUGGGUUCGGAAACGUGGAAAAUGAUUAAAAAGGACUGAUGUUUUGUAAUUUUUAGCUUUUUUGUACAUAAUAAAGAGAGAGAGAGAUUUAUUGUAUUACCCCGAGUAGUUGUGAGUGGGUUGGCAAAAGUUGAAUUCUUUCAAUGCACUCUUGGACUUUCGUUCGGCUUUUGUUUGUCCUUUGUCACACUUCACGAAUUGUUAAAUUCACUCCCCUCUCGCGUGUCACUAAAAAUGACGACCAUCGCCACUACAACCCCAACGACCACCCCACUAAUCUCCACCCUGACCUUGUCCUCCUCUGAGGACGAGGACAAACCCGUCGCCACGACGACGGAAACAGGGGAGAAAAAGAAGAAGAAACGCAAUCGGAACAAGAAGAAGGUCGCUAAUCCACCCGUCGCUCCAUCCACGCUAACCCAAACAACCCCGACCCCCACGAUCCCAAUCGACACGCUCUACCCUACAAAAAACUUCCCGGAAGGCCAACUCAUCGACUACGCUCCCCAGAGGAAAAAUUUUAUUCUCGAAAAUCUAGCAGAGAAAAAGGCGAUGGAGAAAUUGGUAGAGGAGAAUUACCAAGAUUUGCGGAGGGCGGCGGAGGCCCACAGGCAGACGAGACAGCACAUCCAACGCUGGAUCCAACCCGGCCAGACGAUGACCCAAAUCUGCGAGGAGCUCGAGACCACGGCGAGAAAGUUAAUCAACGAGAGCGGGCUGGAUGCUGGGUUGGCCUUUCCCACGGGGUGCUCUUUGAACCAUGUGGCGGCGCAUUACACCCCCAACGCGGGUGACACCACCGUCCUCGGAGUGGAUGACGUUUGUAAGAUCGACUUUGGCACACAUGUCAAUGGGCGAAUAAUCGACUGCGCCUUCACCCACACGUUCAACCCGAGGUAUGAUCCACUGUUGAAGGCCGUGCAGGAGGCCACCGAGACGGGAAUCCGCGAAGCAGGGAUCGACGUCCGCCUCUGCGACAUCGGGGCCUCUAUCCAAGAAGUGAUGGAGAGCUACGAAGUGGAGCUAGACGGGAAAAACUACCAAGUAAAAGCCAUCCGGAAUCUUAAUGGGCACUCCAUCGAUCAGUAUCGGAUCCACGCUGGAAAAACCGUCCCCAUCGUGAAGGGAGGUGAACAGUCCUCACGAAUGGAGGAAGGAGAAGUUUACGCGAUUGAGACUUUCGGGUCGACGGGGAAGGGCCACGUCCAUGAUGAUAUGGAGACGUCUCAUUACAUGAAGAACUUCACCACCACGACCCCCCUCUCCUCCCUGCGCUCCCCAAAAUCGAAACAACUCCUCUCCGUCAUCAACACUAAUUUCUCGACCCUCGCGUUCUGUCGUCGAUGGCUGGAUCGCCUCGGCCAACAGAAAUACCUCCUCUCUCUAAAAGACCUCUGCGACAAGGGGAUUGUCGAUGCGUACCCACCAUUAUGCGACCAGAAAGGAUGUUUCACUGCGCAGUAUGAACACACCAUUAUUUUGAGACCGACCUGUAAAGAGGUUGUUAGUAGAGGGGGGGAUUAUUAGUUGGAGUGAAAUGAGAAGUUAGUGGGGCAAUGU